Molecule: messenger RNA, 3729 nt
Organism: Carassius auratus (goldfish)
Lineage: Eukaryota; Metazoa; Chordata; Actinopteri; Cypriniformes; Cyprinidae
Exons: 2
Coding region: 218-1894 (558 amino acids)
Biological process (GO): apoptotic DNA fragmentation
Cellular component (GO): nucleus; mitochondrial inner membrane
Molecular function (GO): nucleic acid binding; metal ion binding; RNA endonuclease activity
Source: RefSeq, a predicted model, not a curated record
CAAACAGCCGGUGUGUUUAGUGUGCAGAGAUUCAGAGAAACACAUCAAUCACACAUUCAGACCCAUCGGGGAAGCUGUUCCAACAUAACAGAAGUACACAUUAUAUUAGACCUAAAGAGAAACCUCUUGGUUAAAGGUGCUGAAGACAUAAUAACUCCCGACUGAGUCAAGACUGAUUUAUUCCUGAACUUUGUUCUUAAAUCUCUAUUGCAUCAAGAUGAAUCUCAAGGAAAAGGAAAGAAACCCAACUGAUGGCACUUUAGAUAAAAUAGCUAAGGAUUUGUUAUCAUUUUUUAAUGGGUUUGAGCACUUACAUGAAGUUAAAAGAACGAUUGAAAAGAAAUGUGAUAUUAAAAAGGAGCAGAAACAUAAAUGCUGGCCAGAAGAUGAUAUCAAACGAGCUUGGGAGGAAACAAAAAAGAUGUAUAUAAAAUCAAGCAGAAGAAAACACUGGGCUCGUAUAAUAAUUUUGCAGGUGGUAAAAAGUUUUGUUUGUGAUAUGUGUAAACGAAAUGCAGCACAGAAGAAUCGUCGUGUUACAACUAAUGAACGAGGUUGUGAAACGAGACCAAACCCAGAAGACCGAUCAUCUGAAAGCAAAGCUGAACCGGAGACAGUGGGAGCUGCUGGAGGACUUACGGAGACGCUUGGAGAAGGAGAAAACACAUCUAAAGUAUCUAAACGUACAGCUUCUGGCACAGAUGUCGCUCCUUCAGCUACUGAGGUAAAUCCAGAUAACAGUGAAAACAAGAAUGACGCAAUGGUGAAUGAGCACAGGGAUACUUUGGUUAACAUUUCUCAGCAGCAAAAAAAUGUUCAGUUGUAUUUAGAUGUGAGUGAUAAAGAGAAUAUGCGAAGAGAAAAUGGUCUUCGGUCAACUUGUGGCAAAGCACAAAGCAUGAAAGGAGACUCAGAAGACAUACCACGUCAAAGAAAGGCUGAACCUGAGACACAGGGAGCUGCUGGAGGAGCUCAGCAGAUUUCUGGAGGACAUCACCAAACAUCUAGCUAUCACCGGCAAACAUUCAAUGAUAUCUUGUCUCAGACACAGUUUCAGGCCACUGGGAUUUAUCCGGGUGCUCCCUACAGCCAGUCCUGGACUGGUGUAACAUUAGGAAGUCAAGGAGAAAGUAGGCUGGAUGAAACCAUCUACAUACGUAUCCCACUCUCAGUCAUAGCUGAAGAUGAACCAACAGAUAGUAACGAAGUCAGUUCUCGCUAUAGAUUAAUAGAUGGAUUUCCUUCAAAUAUAGAAAAUACUGAUAUAAGGAAAAGAAAAUCUAUAAGGAAAAGAAUGUCUUUUGACAAUAGCACCAAUAAUGCUGAAUGGGUGUAUGAGAUACUGAACAAGAAAACUGUAGAUAACAACUGCAAGCAAGAACCCUUUGGAAAUGGCUAUGACAGAGGACAUCUGGCUGCAGCUGCCAAUCACAGGUGGUGUUGGGAAGCAUAUAAUGACACUUAUUUGCACAGUAACAUUAUACCACAGGAUCAUUCGUUAAACAUAGGGAAUUGGAAGAGUCUGGAGAAUAGAUGUCGAAGUAUGGCAAAGGAUAUUGUGAUCCAGAAUGUCCAUGUAUACACUGGACCUCUUUACCUACAACGUGAUAGAUGGACGUUGGGAGGAAAAGAAGUGCCAAGUCACCUCUUUCAGGUGAUAAUAGUGGAGAAUGUGGAUAGGACAAUAAGAGAGCCAAUGAUUCCCAAUGAGGAACCUACUGGAGACUUUGAUGGUCACAGGGUAGACAUUGAAGAUAUUGAACAUAUCUCUAGACUUGUGUUCUUAGAACACAGACCCAUUUUGAGAGAGACAGACACAAAAAUAAGCUUGAAUGAAGAAGAUCUGAAUCAAACACAACAACAUGCUGACAUAGAAGUCUGCAUAAGCGUUUAACUCAUACUGAUAAUAAGCUCAUUACUAAUAAUUAUGGUAUUGGUUGACAAAGGCCUGUUUUCGAGGACUUCUGGUGCCGCGAGCUGCAAAAUGGUUGCACAAAACUAGUUUUAACCUCCUAUUUCAAGAUAUUUAUUUCAUACCUAAGAAAAUAUUGUCUCUUUUUGACAACUUGACACUUCUAAUAUGAGAAGGGGGCCAGCAAAAAAUCUAAGUCUUCCCGAAAGCAAAGGCCUCAAAAUAAUCUAUGAAAAUGUUGCCUCAACUGUUAUCCACACAAUCAAAGCACAGCAAGAGGCUAUCAACAAAUGGUUUCUUGUAUGUUGACAGAAGCAAUAAAGACGGCUCUUACUCCCUUCAAUGACUAUAUUAUUAAUGAAAACAGCUCUGUUCUUCGAUCACUGAAACAAGAAAUGGACUCCCUGAAUAAAAGUGUGGCAUCAAUUACAACGAAAGUUUACAAUCUUCGAGGCAGUUUUUACGCAAAUAAAAAAAAAGACACAAACUUCUGCUUGACUCAACUUGAGCAGAUGCAAUUAAAAUGCAGACUCGACCUUGAAGACUGGUCACUUUGCUCCAAUGUUCGUCUGGUCAAUCUGCCAACAGGAAUAGAAGAAGAUGACCCUGAUGGUUUUCUACAGAAAAUGCUACCUAAAUGGAUCCCCGAUCUUUCGGUGCACUCAUGCCCGAUUGAGAUCCCAUCGCAUAUACUCAAACUCCAACUCGCCUUGGCCAUAAUCAUUGAUAUUUCGGCUUCUUUGCUACCCUGACAGGUAAGCCAUCCUUCAAGGAGCAUAUAAAUCUGGAGCUUUAUUCUGAUUACCGUCACAAGACGGCACAAAAAAGGAAGGCAUUUUCAACCUUAAGAUCCAAGCUUCACCAGGAAGGCACGGACACUUUCUGAUCUACCCAGCAUUGCUGAAUGAAUGUCACUUAAAAGGAUCAUAAAAACUAGUUUGAAUCUCCAGAAGAUGCUGAAAAGUAUAUUGAGGGUCUUGAUGGAGCGGCUUCACCUAUUGCUGGCAGAUCUUUAUACUUUCAGCCUGAGGAGACAAUGGAGGAUGAUUUAUAACGUUUUUGACCACACAUUUAAUCAAUACAAGGACUAGUUCAGGUUCAGCCCAUUUUUUUUUUACCUUUGCUUUUCAAAUCUUAAUACAUAUUGCUGAUCACUGUUGUUGUGCUAUGCUAUUGUAAUAUUUACCAUUAUAUAAUUAGAGGGGUAUAGAAAAGUUGAUGAAAGUGUCACUCCACAAUACAAUAGCAACAUAUAUGAUUAUGUACAGUAUUAUUAUGUUACAUUAAUCAAUAUUUAGCCCACCUCCCUAAGCAACGGAUAUGGACCAGAAGACAGACUUAAAGUAGUUCCAGAUCUAUAAUUGUGCUCUUAUUAUUUUAGUUAUUUUGCCUUUACUGCUGUCCAGACUAUAGCUUAUUCUGGCACAGCAACAUCAUGACUAAACUCCCUGUGGUGUCCAGUAGAGUAGGAGUGUAUGUGGAUCACAGCGCAGGAACAGUGGUUUGUGAAGGCUUUGAAAAUGUCUGUACUUCUGCAUCAAUUACUCUUAAACUGUGCACUUAGUGAUUUUCUCCACCCAACAUUAAAGCUUCUAUCAUCUGUCUGUAUAUUUGCAAUGUAAGUCUAAUUAUUGUGUAUUUUGAGCUGUAAAUGAUGAAAGCUUAAAAACAUCAUAAUUUACACUUUAAAUCUAUAAAUUCUUUUGGUUGUGACAUUUUUAUUUUUAUUUUAUCUUUGAUAUCAUGUUUUUAAAUGUAUAGUAUAAAAUGAUGUGUUUGGGUGAUUGUUGAUAUAAGUAAAAAUAAGUAAAGUAAUA